AUGGAUGAUAGAGUUGUAUUGAAGAUUUAUUACUACGGGCAGAUCUUAUUACAAACAUAUGAGGGAGUUCAAUUCGUGUGUGAAAAUCCAUUAGAUGUUGUUAUUCCAUUCACAUUGUCAUUUGAGGAGUUGAAAGGUGUGAUUUGUGAGAAGAUAGGCACGCAAAGAUGUAGGAGAAUAUCGUGUAUUUUGUACAGGUAUCCUUUACCUGUGUUUGGCGGGUUUGUUCAAUUUCAAACCAAGUAUGUGAUGGACGAAGCGAGUAUGCAGGAAAUGUUUUCAAUGUACAUGGAAAAUCGCCACCGAAUAUCGUGCAUCGAGUUAUAUAUUGAGUUUGAGCAAUCUGAAGCAGACCGUAACAUUGAGUUGGAAGAUUAUAAUAGUGAAAGCGAAGAUGAAUUUGAAAGUAACUAUGAGAUCGUCGGUCCAGGCGAGGACGAAGAAGAAGCUGUUGGCGACAUGAACGCAGAUGUGGCGGAAGUUGCAAAUGCACUAGCAAACCCGCAUCCGUUUCAAGAGCCUUCUUUCAUGCGGUCGUUGGAUUUAGGGGCUAUGCACGCAUCGGAGUUUCCGGAAUAUAUGAAUACAGCCCCUCCUGUUGUGGCGGAUGGUGAGUUCACAGUGGGGAUGGAAUUCAGCUCAAGGGAGGCAGUAAUCAAGGCAAUGAAAGAUUAUACCAUCCGGAGAGGUGUGGACUAUCGGGUAUAUGAGUCGGAACCGACGACAUUCUAUGCCAAAUGUAUAGAAUAUGGGAAUGGUUGUGACUGGUUGAUCCGGGUAACCAAAAUGCAGAAGAAGUACUGUUGGGAGAUAAGGAGGUACAAUGGAAGUCAUACCUGUACCAGGUCUACUAUUUCUCAAGACCAUUCGAAGCUGGAUUCCAAGACAGUUGCGGAAGCAAUAAAGCCGUUGGUAGAGGUUGACCCGUCUAUAAAGGUAAAAUCUGUAAUUGCUGAUAUCCAGUCAAAGUUUAACUACACCAUCAGUUAUCGGAAGGCUUGGUUAGCAAAGCAGCAGGCGGUCGAAUCAAUUUUCGGAAGUUGGGAAGCAUCGUAUGAAGCUUUGCCGAUAUGCUUACCAGGGGAUGAUUUGGUUCCUGAUAUACGUGUUCUACAUAGAGUCUUCUGGAGUUAUUACCCCUGUAUAAGGGCCUUCAGACACUGCAAGCCAGUGGUGCAGGUGGACGGGACUCAUUUGUAUGGAAAAUACAAGGGUUGUUUAUUGGUUGCAGUGUCACAAGAUGGUAAUAACAACAUCGUGCCUAUUGCAUUUGCCAUAGUGGAGGGAGAGACUUCUGAUGCAUGGCACUUUUUUCUGAGCAACCUGCGUCAACAUGUGGUGACCCGUGAUGGUGUCGGACUAAUCUCCGAUCGACACGAUUCGAUUAGGUCAGCUAUUGAACGAAGUAAUGGGGCGUGGUCUCCUCCAAGAGCUUUCCAUAUGUUUUGCAUCAGGCAUAUUGAGUCCAACUUCUUGAGGAAGUUCAAAGCACCUUACCUGCAGAAGCUUAUCGUCAAUAUUGGAUAUUCAAGGACGACCAGGGAGUACCAGAUGCGUUAUGAACGAUUAAAGGAACGGGGUGAGGCUUACACCAAUUGGCUUGAUCGGAUCCCUCGUGAGCAGUAUGCUUUGGCAUUUGAUGGUGGUUACCGAUGGGGUCACAUGACCACCAAUCUUGUGGAAUGUAUCAACUCCGUCCUAAAGGGUGCACGCAAUCUCCCAGUCACUGCACUUGUUAAGGCGACAUUUUACAGGCUGAAUGAGUUGUUCACUAGGAAAAGAGCUGAGGCUGAAGCCCGAAUCAGUGCUGGAGUUAUGUUCUCUGAGAUGGUGACAACCAAGCUGAAUGCAAAUCAACGAGCAUCAGGUAACAUACAGGUUAGCUGUUUUGAUAGAGAAAAUGAAGUCUUCGAAGUACGCGAGAUGCCUAGUGGGGUUGAGUAUGCAGUUGACCUGCGCCACUAUCGGUGUGAUUGUGGUGAAUUCCAGGUUGACCGAAUUCCGUGUAGGCACGUGUUUGCGUGUUGUGCAAAUCAGAGGUUGGAUUGGAAAGUAUUUGUUAAUGACGUUUACAAGAUGGACCAAAUUCGAAGAGUAUACAGGGCUAGGUUUCGACCACUGGGAAAUCCGGCAACGUGGCCUGCUUAUCAUGGACCCAGAUUCGUUGGAAACCCGUUCCUAAGACGGGUUGCCAAGGGCCGGCCGAAGAUGACCCGCUUCUUGAAUGAGAUGGACACCCGUAUGUUGCGUCGCCCUAGGCGAUGCAAGCAAUGCGGUGCAGAGGGCCAUAGUCGCAGUAGAUGUCGUCAAAGUGGUGGACCGAGUGCAGGUCCAACCGACUAG
Arachis stenosperma is the source of this 2343-nucleotide messenger RNA. RefSeq lists its product as uncharacterized. The record is from RefSeq and is a predicted model, not a curated record. Gene Ontology annotation, molecular function: zinc ion binding; nucleic acid binding. Bases 1 to 2343 code for a protein of 780 amino acids. Lineage: Eukaryota; Viridiplantae; Streptophyta; Magnoliopsida; Fabales; Fabaceae. The transcript has 4 exons.